Molecule: messenger RNA, 2871 nt
Organism: Cyanistes caeruleus (blue tit)
Lineage: Eukaryota; Metazoa; Chordata; Aves; Passeriformes; Paridae
Gene: MED17
Product: mediator complex subunit 17
Biological process (GO): regulation of transcription by RNA polymerase II
Cellular component (GO): mediator complex; core mediator complex
Molecular function (GO): transcription coregulator activity
Source: RefSeq, a predicted model, not a curated record
GAGUGCGGGCGGGGGUCGCUGCAAGAUGGCGGGCGUGCGGGCCGUGCGCAUCAGCAUCGAGUCGGCGUGCGAGAAGCAGGUGCAGGAGGUGGGGCUGGAUGGCAGCGAGACCUACCUCCAGCCGCUCUCCAUGUCCCAGAACCUGGCGCGCCUGGCGCAGCGCAUCGACUUCAGCCAGGGCUCCGGCUCCGAGGAGGACGAGCCGGGCGAGACGGAGGAUGAGGAAGGAUUGGUAAAGUUUCAGCCAUCCCUCUGGCCUUGGGAUUCAGUGAGGAACAACUUAAGAAGUGCUUUGACUGAGAUGUGUGUGUUGUACGACGUUCUUAGCAUUGUGAAAGAUAAAAAGUUCAUGACUCUAGAUCCAGUUGGGCAAGAUCCCCUUCCUCCAAAACAAAAUCCUCAGUUUCUACAGCUGAUUUCAAAAAAGAAGUCAUUAGCUGGAGCAGCUCAGAUCCUGUUGAAAGGUGCAGAAAGAUUAUCCAAAUCAGUUGCUGAAAAUCAGGAAAAUAAGCGACAAAGAGACUUCAACUCUGAACUGCUAAGACUGAGACAACACUGGAAGCUGAGAAAAGUGGGAGAUAAAAUUCUUGGUGAUCUGAGCUACAGAAGUGCAGGCUCCCUUUUUCUUCAUCAUGGCACAUUUGAGGUGAUAAAGAACACUGACAUUGACCUGGAUAAAAAGAUACCUGAGGAUUACUGUCCUUUGGAUGUUCAAAUUCCAAGUGAUUUAGAGGGAUCAGCAUACAUCAAGGUUUCUAUUCAAAAACAAGCACCAGACAUUGGUGACCUCGGGACAGUCAAUCUCUUUAAAAGACCCUUGCCAAAAUCAAAACCAGGUUCUGCACAUUGGCAGACAAAGUUGGAGACUGCACAGAAUGUUCUUCUAUGUAAAGAAAUUUUUGCCCAGCUGUCACGAGAAGCUGUUCAAAUUAAAUCACAGAUUCCUCACAUUGUAGUGAAAAAUCAGAUAAUCUCCCAGCCUUUCCCAGGUUUGCAGUUGUCUAUUUCUCUGUGUCACUCUUCCAAUGAUAAAAAGUCACAAAAGGCUGCUUCUGAAAAACAGAAUCCAGAGGAUCAUCUCUAUGUUUUGGAACAUAAUUUGCAUCAACUUAUCAGAGAGUGUCACAAGCAAACCUUGAGCUCGACAGUGAUGCCACAUCCAGCUAGUGCACCUUUUGGCCAUAAGAGAAUGAGACUUGCAGGGCCCCAGGCUUUUGAUAAAAAUGAAAUCAGUUCUUUACAGUCGAAUGAAGGCCUUCUGGAAAAGAUCAUAAAACAAGCAAAGCAUAUCUUUUUGAGACGAAGAACUGCUCGAACCAUUGACAGUCUGGCGAGUCGUAUUGAGGAUCCUCAGAUUCAAGCUCACUGGUCCAAUAUCAAUGAUGUUUAUGAAUCCAGUGUUAAAGUUCUAAUAACUUCUCAAGGAUAUGAGCAGAUAUGCAAAUCCAUUCAACUGCAGCUGAACAUUGGAGUUGAACAAAUCAGAGUUGUGCAUAGAGAUGGAAGAGUUAUUACAUUGUCCCAUCAAGAGCAAGAACUGCAGGAUUUCCUUUUAUCCCAGAUGUCACAGCACCAAGUACAUGCAGUUCAGCAGCUUGCAAAAGUUAUGGGAUGGCAUGUGCUGAGUUUCAGUAAUCAUGUUGGUCUGGGGCCGGUGGAGAGCAUUGGCAACGCAUCAGCAAUAACUGUAGCAUCACCAAACGGAGACUAUGCCAUUUCAGUACGUAACGGUCCAGAAAGCGGCAGCAAAGUCAUGGUUCAGUUUCCACGGAGUCAGUGCAAGGAUCUCCCCAAGGGCGAUGUCCUUCAGGACAGCAAGUGGAAUCAUCUCCGGGGGCCAUUCAAGGAAGUGCAGUGGAAUAAAAUGGAAGGGCGUAACUUUGUGUAUAAAAUGGAACUCCUCAUGGCUGCCCUAACUCCUUGCUAGUGAAGCGUCAGCCUCUCUCUCAGGGCUUAGAAGCGUCUCUGUGCAAUGAUAACUGCUAAUGCAGCAAAGGGAAAUGGGAGCUAUGGGCCAGUACAAGAAAGCAAAAUCAAAUUUAUUUCCUAUACAGAAAUAGCCAUUAUGGUAUUUGUAAUAAAACCUUUUUCAGUGGCAUAUAAAAUACUUACGAUUUUUUGUAAAAGUUCCUUUCACCUUUAUCUUUGAAAACUGCUGUGUCCAGAGGGACAUAGAUGAGUAAUUAAUGUAUUUUUUGUUUAUAAGAUUAAAUUUGGUAGUCCUUGAGUUGAAGCAUUCUUGAGUUGGAAUUUGUUUGUACAUUGAUGAUGAUUCUGGGUGACACCUUUAUUUUUGAGAAAUAUGUUUACUUGGUAGUUGAACUUGAGAGUGUUACUAAGUCAUUGCCUGUGGCAAAAGUCUUUCCUCUCUGAUGGCCUGUGUGAUGUCAGCUACUUUGCUUGUUUUUUGACCUCUUUUUUUCCAAGAAUAUAGAGAAAAGGGUCUUACUUGGCUUGCAAAGUUCUGACAAUUUGAGUUUGUGGGUGACUUGUGGCUUAGUGACUGGAUAGAAGGAGGUAACUCCUGUAGUAAACCUCCACACUUGUGCACCUGGAUCUUUCUCCUGCAUUCUCCUUUAUUAUCAUCCAGGGAAAUAAUAAUAUCUUUCCAAGUAUCAGCUCUUUUGAGUUUUUUAAAAUUAAAAAGUCACAUUUUUUACAGUUUUGGUUGCAAUUAUAACCCUCCUGAAACUUACAGUAUGGUGUUCAACAAAGCUUUCAUUUUGUUUGGUACUUAUGUGCUAAGGGUCUUUUUGUAACUUGUCUGUGUGAACUGGUUCAUAUUCAUGUCCAUAUUGUCUUAUGAAAUGUCUGUCCAUAUGUAUAUAUAUGAACUUCUUGCACAUAAACGUGUUUGAAUUGAACAUCACA